AUGACCACCACCAUCACACACAACCCGGGGAGGCAUCGCAGACGCUCAAAGGCCAAAAGGCGUUCUCACCAAGCUCUCUCCCUCUGUCCCUCUGCUGCGGUGUUUACCAAACGAAUGACCACCACCACCACCAACAACAACAACAACGACGACGACGACGACGACGACGACGACGACGACGAAAGAAGGGGGAGACAAGGACCGUACCUGAUUUCGCAGAGUGCACCAGGCAAGAGGCGGCGCCGAGGCAAACCGAGAUCAAGAGGCACGGGCGUUGAAAGGCGCGAAGGACCUUUCGAUUUGGGAAAAAAAAAACAGCAGGUCGGGGACCCGGGCCGGGAAGGGGGAGGCAGGAAGAAACCGUCGCAGAACAACAGGCGAGGGGGAGGGAAGAGCGCGACUCGGGAUGAGAAAUUGGCUCGCAGCGUUGACGGAAAAACUCAACGACAACGCUCGACUGAUGAGAUGCGUGGCUUGGUGGCCUUUGGGCUCAUGGUCAUGCUUGCAUGGGCAUGCCAUGCUUCGCAACAAGAAGAGGCUUGUGCGUCAUGCUCGGCUCGCAACGAUGAAGGGAGAACCUGCCGCCGCACCGCCGUUUUGGUGGAACCCACAAGACGAACCUCGACAUCCAUUUCCUGUGGAUCAUGGUAUCCGCGCGUGACUGGCAUCGCUCUUUACGCUUACAACGCAUCGUAUGAAGCAACCUCCUACCGGGUCGAGGUAGUUGCAUCAAACCCCACUCUAAUAAUAUGGAACACCACUUUGCACGGCACCUCUGCCGAUGGCUGCCUCUUCGACACUGGCAGCAUCACCUCCCCCACCACUUCCAACCUAGAGGUCCGCUUCAUCAACAUCGGCAAUGAGCCAGCCUUGUUCUAUUUCGGCCUCACGCAAACAUGUGUUGCCAACCGCUCCGAACCUUACUUUCCCCCGACAACGCCGGCGCCGCCAACGCCCCCUCCAACGUUGGCACCGGGUACUUGUAGUCAAGACGCCGGUCCCUAUUGCGCCAUGCAGGCCGAUUGCCUCGGCCUGACCUGCCGAUUGCCUGUGCCCAGCUUUGAGGCCGUUGACAUCAUUCUCCGCUUCCAGACCUGCGAUGCUUCAGACCUUCACCUCACCGUCAACGCCCAAGACGUCUACAGCCCGGAAAAGUGGGACAUGGGCACCGCCCGAACGGGCACCGUCAUCUCCGUUCCCACAGCCCUGCAGUCUCCCCACUUUCGGAUCCAUGACCUCGACAUGGACAACCUCAACCAGCUCACCCUCACCCUCAACGCGUCCUCAACCAUGGUGGGCGACCUCGACAUCCCUACCCUCCACACCCGCAUCGCCUCAGACACUUGCGCUCGCACGACCCCGCCGCCAAAUACCCGUUCAAAAAAAGUCGACGCUUGCUGCUGCCGCCAUCGCUGGUCUUGUCAUUGGCAUUUGCCUGCUCCUCUGCCUCCUUGUCGCUGCGGUCCUCUAUUUUCGUGCCCACUCGCAUCUCCACCCUGCCGUUCGUGCCUCAGACGCGUCCGAACUUGUUCAAGCCAACUCGCUCGGCGAAAGUCAAGCUUCGGCUUGGGCCCUGCCAGAGUCAACCCAUGCUUAAUGGACCGCUCCCAGCAAACUGAUGUAUCCAGCUUCUUUUGUGAACUAAUUGAUCUAGCUAGCCAAACCCUCUAG
Messenger RNA from Monosiga brevicollis MX1, 1671 nucleotides. RefSeq lists its product as uncharacterized. The coding region runs from base 1 to 1671 and encodes 556 amino acids. The transcript is spliced from 2 exons. NCBI's taxonomy places the organism in Eukaryota, Choanoflagellata, Craspedida, Salpingoecidae. The record is from RefSeq and is a predicted model, not a curated record.